AUGGCAGGAAGCGAAUUCAUCCAAGAUGUCGUGAAGCUCAUCACGGUUCAGUCUGGGCUACCAAGUACAAACCCAACGACCCCGACCUGGCAGACUCCACCGCAUCCAACGGUAGCAAGCGCACAGUCACAUGCCUUGCCUUCAGAAACCGAUAUCAUCAUCAUUGGUUCCGGCAUCACUGGCAUUGGCGCGGCGCACUCCCUCCUGAACCAUGCGAAAGGCACUGAUCUCAAGGUAACGAUGCUUGAGGCCCGCACAGCCGUAAGCGGAGCGACUGGACGAAACGGAGGACAUCUUGUCUCUGAUAGUGAUUCCUUGUUUCCGGCUCUUGCCGAGACGAUUGGUGUUGAGCGCGCGAUAGAGACUGUGCGGUUCAGCGAUGCCAACAUUCGCCGCCUGAAGGAACUUAUCGCUCAGUUGGAUCCUGAGGAUAGAGAAGCGGUGGAAUUUCGCGAGGUGACAUCAGCAACGUCUUAUACUGAUCAGAGUUCAUUUCGAGGCGCUAUUGAAGAAGUCAAGCAACUGCUCAAAGCGGUGCCUGACAGUGAUAUCAAGUUCAAAGUAUACAAUAGAGAGGAGGCGGCCAAGGUCUUUAAUUUCACGAAUGUCGUUGGCGCAGUUGCGCAAACUGGAGUCGCAGCCUUGUGGCCAUAUCGACUUCUAACCGCAAUCUUGGCCUCCCUCACAAAACAGUUCUCGGACCGCUUCUCGCUCGAGACGAACACGCCCGUUCUCUCAGUGCAAGUUCAAGACGAUGUUUUCGAAUUUCCGUACCUAGUGCGCACACCAAGAGGAUCAAUUCGAGCUAGACAUGUCAUCCAUUGCGCUAAUGGGUACUCAAGUCAUCUGAUCCCUGGUCUUGUUGGCAACCUGUAUCCAUUACGGGGAACUAUGUCUACACAGAAGCUGGGCCCCAACUUUCCGCGAGCCGGCCACAGCAUGUCUUGGUCGCAAGUCUCUCUUGGCACAUAUGACGCAAAGACUGGACAUAUUCAUCUGGGCCUGUACUACGCUCAGCAAAAUGCGAAAACUGGGGUAAUGUUCCUCGGCGGCGAAUCCCAGAGCCUCAAGGGUCUUCUUACAAGCGACGAUUCAAAUGUUGCAGACGAUGCUCGCCAAACAUUGACUUCUGCAGCACCCGAGAUCUGGAAAGAUACAGCACCGGUAGAAGCCCUGAAUGUCUGGUCCGGAAUAAUGGGAUUCACGGCAGACGGUAUGCCCAUCGUGGGAAAGCUUCCGCAUAACCUCACGGGUCGAAGUGGAAGUGGUGAGUGGAUUGCAGCGGGGUUCAAUGGUCAUGGCAUGGAUAAGUGCUGGCUUACUGGUGAAGCUAUUGCGAGGAUGGUACUGGGAGAGACUGAUGUUCCUGGGUUUCCCAAGGCAUACCUGUUAAAUGACGAUCGGAUGAAGUGUUGGUCACCUCAGGGAGCUGCUGAAACGCUGAUGGAUCAUAUCAUGGUUGGGAGCCAGGUUCCGACAAGCCAUCUUUAG
This is a messenger RNA of Fusarium fujikuroi IMI 58289, 1491 nucleotides long. RefSeq lists its product as uncharacterized. The record is from RefSeq and is a predicted model, not a curated record. The transcript is spliced from 3 exons. Lineage: Eukaryota; Fungi; Ascomycota; Sordariomycetes; Hypocreales; Nectriaceae. Gene Ontology annotation, cellular component: cytoplasm. Bases 1 to 1491 code for a protein of 496 amino acids. Gene Ontology annotation, molecular function: oxidoreductase activity.